AUGUACCUUCCUUCUCAGAUGGUCACUGAACUUCCAGUGGAGAUAUGGCUUCAUAUUGUUGGAUUCAUCCCAGCAGACGAUCGCCGGAAGUUGGUCGGCGUCAACCGCGUCUUUUUCGAACUUAUAAUGGAUGAGCUCUAUGGCCAACUCAACUUCGUCAAUUCCAAUCCUUGGGAGUUGAUAGAAACUCUAAUGAGUCUCCAGGUUCGUGUGCUGAAAAUCUGGCCCGGUGCACUUUGCGACGCGAUACACACAAUGAAAGCCUUGAAAAAGCCUUUACAGAUCCAGCGUCAUAAGCCCGAUGCUCCAGACCCCCAUACUCGCCCUCCAGGAAGUUUGAGUUUACUCGUGAACAAAGUGUUCAAAAAGCGACCGACCCCAACCGACACAUCACUACCGUCUCCUCCCGAUGUACUUCCCCCUCCGGAUAAACGGAAAGAGCUCUUCUUCGACGCUAUUUCACGGCUCCACCGGGUCCAUGAGCUCAGAAUGUAUUACCAUGAAGAGCAUGGUCGCUCGUUUCUCCACGAUUACACAACAGGCAUCUGGUCUGUGCAUGGGAGGAACAUCCGCCGGUUGGUGAUAGAGAUCCCAUUUGAUAAUGCGAUGGCUAUUAUCCCACGUACGGGGGUUUUGGAGAUCCUUGAGGAGCUCGAACUUAUCCUGCGUUGUAAUCCGUCUGAUGCAUCUGCAAAGGAUACCCUCUGUGCUUUCGUCAACGGCCUGGCCCCUACCCUCCAUUCCCUUUCACUCAGAUUCGUUAACCACAGUCCGUUAUCCUUGAUCGAAAGCCUUGAGUCUUUCCCUCGUAUAAAAAAGCUUUCUAUUCCCAUGCCACUUAAUGAGUAUCACAGGCCUGAUCACUCUCGUCUUCGCCGCUUUCUGUCUAAAAACGAUACACUAAGAGACUUGCACAUCUCGUAUCCUUCCUGCUGUUCACCACAUGCAUGGAGGAUGCCGCCGUUAUUCCACCAAAUCCAGGUGACGGUAUCUUGCCCGGACACAACUUUACCUGAACUUUGCUCGCUGGAGCUCAGUCUGCGAUCCCCUGCGCUAAUCAGCAGGGAAGCAAUUGACCUUUUUGCGGGUCUAAGUCAGAAUCUGACCUCGUUGACGCUGACUAGCCGCACCUUUUCAGUUAGCACAAUCGACACGAUCUUGCUCUCAUUCGAGAAUCAUAAGCUCAAAGAGUUGUCUCUCUUCUCUGAGCAUCUCAGCGCUGAACUCAUGGACACGUUUGUUCGUCGAUGCCCCGAACUAAUCAAGCUUGUUCUGGAAAUUGAGGAUGUGGAGCUCAAAUUUAUCAGUGCAAUGGCGGAGAGAAGAGAUCUCGAAGACCUACGAAAGCCUUACAAGGAUUGGACUUUACAAGACCUUAGCAUUUUACAGUGGGUAUAUGGUCACGGCCGUGGGCAUAAUUGGGCCUGCAUGAGGGCAGUGGCUGACGUCGCGCCCACUAUUCGAAGCUUUGCUGGCCAAGGAAACAUGGAGGAAGCCUCCCUGCGGGGCUUGCGCCCUCAGCUAGUAAUCGACCUGCAGCAAAGACCAUCCGCAUGGCAGAACUAGAUGGUCAUGGAAGUCAAAAUGGCGGCAGAAUAAUGCUUUACUGUCACAUUUAUACCAUAUAUAACCCCCUGUAUUUGGUUCUAUCGGGAACAUGGAUGAUAGUCCAUAGUGUUAGGAUGGACGCCGAGGGUAUGAGACUUUGAUAUUCCAGGUGUAUAGGCAUAAUUUAUAACCCGCUUGGUGGUAUGUACAGUAGUAGUAAGUGAUUGUUCCACUC
Laccaria bicolor S238N-H82 is the source of this 1783-nucleotide messenger RNA. RefSeq lists its product as uncharacterized. The coding region runs from base 1 to 1566 and encodes 521 amino acids. The record is from RefSeq and is a predicted model, not a curated record. Gene Ontology annotation, molecular function: protein binding. The transcript has 3 exons. Lineage: Eukaryota; Fungi; Basidiomycota; Agaricomycetes; Agaricales; Hydnangiaceae.